Messenger RNA from Notodromas monacha, 791 nucleotides. NCBI's taxonomy places the organism in Eukaryota, Metazoa, Arthropoda, Ostracoda, Podocopida, Cyprididae. The record is from the annotation of a GenBank genome assembly.
AGGUAACUUCUUCAUUGUGAAAGGUUCUAGUGUACUUCAGCCGAAUUGAAAGUUUUCAGAAUGGUCCGCGAAGUCAAAACGAAGGGUGAAUUCGAAACUUGCCUGGCGGAAGCGGGAUCUAAGCUUGUGGUUGUCGAUUUCUUCGCAACAUGGUGUGGUCCGUGCAAGCACAUUGCUCCCAAGAUAGAAGAAUUAGAGAGCUCGAAUCCGGACGUCGUUUUCUUGAAAGUGGAUAUAGACGUUGUUGAAGACCUUGCCGUGGAUUUCAACAUCUCUUGCAUGCCAACGUUCCUCUUCUUCAAACACAAGACCAAGAUCGACGAAUUUUCGGGAGCAAAUGAAAUCAAGAUCGUCGAAAUUGUCCAGAAGCACAAAAAUUGAAUAGAGAGUUGAAGACCACUUCAAUGCUCGCUGAAGAAGCUAUCUGGCGCAGACAGGUCCUUUAGCUGGUGUCAUUAUUUCAUCUUGUGGGUCUAGCAUCAAGAAAUGAUAUUAUGGCUUGCGUUUGCCGCUUUUUUGUUGGAUUAGCAGUGCGUCAUGUGCGUGCACCGUCCGGAGUAAGGUGCUGUAUUUCCACGCAUGAUUCUGGGAAUCUAACCGAACUCAAUGGAACUACUGUAACAAUUACGAGCCUUAGUUUUGGGAAGGGCCAUUCAUCUCUUUCGCUCGAAAAUCGUUUUUAUUGAUUUCAAUAUCUUAGCUCGUGCAUUCCUGUGAAAGUGUUUCGCAGAUUUUCUGUGCCUUCUUGCAACAUCACGUGUCAGAAUAAUAAAUCGAUGCUUCGUGAUCAA